AUGAUGAUGAUGCACCGUGUGAUGUGUGUGUUGGCCGUUGUGCUGUGCUGCGCCUGCGUGUGUAUUGUGACAGGUGGAGUGGCAGCCGGUGUGACUGAUGUUCCUAAAGCGGAACCAACGUUAAUUACUUCAAAUGAGGUGUUGGAAGUUCCUAUUAUUUCAGAGUUUCCUUAUAUUACAAGAGAUAAACGUGAAAGAGCUGAAAAGUACGUGGAGUGUAAGAAGGAGAAUUCUACACUUGACGAGGAAACUUGUAAGAAGAUUGGAGUCGUUCGGACUGCUGAACCGUCACCACCGGCUCCCGAGAGAACUCAUGAGGCAAGCGGUCAGUCCGUUGGAGGAAGUGGUCUGGGUGUAGGGACUGAUCGUCGAACCGAAGUUUCAACAGAAGGCAUACCAGAAGAUGCUAGUGGUAUUGGUGAGGUGCAACAGCGAAAUCCCGUCUUGGGAAACAACUCAAAAAAUGACGUUGAAGGUACACAGACCGUUACAAGUGCGACUACAUCACAAAACCAAUCUCAAGACUCCAAUGCAUCUACACAAAAUGAUCGUGGAGCGACGAGCAACACAGCUGAUAACACCACAUCUGGCGAUAAUAGUUCUACCCAGCAAUCUCCUGCAAAUGUUGAUGCGACUGCCCCAUCAGACUCACAAGAAACCAGUACUACUACUCCGCCGAGCACCGAGAACACUGCUACAGAAGCACCAACCACCACUCCAUCUCCUGUACCCAACGCAGAGAUCAACUCUAUUGCCUCCACAGUGCAGAAGAAUAAGGCUAAUGCUGACAGCAGUAUCAAUCCUCUGUGGAUGCACACUCCAGCACCGCUGAUGAUUGUGGUUGUGUUGUUCUCUUUUACUGUGUGCUGA
This is a messenger RNA of Trypanosoma theileri, 870 nucleotides long. RefSeq lists its product as uncharacterized. Bases 1 to 870 code for a protein of 289 amino acids. Lineage: Eukaryota; Euglenozoa; Kinetoplastea; Trypanosomatida; Trypanosomatidae. The record is from RefSeq and is a predicted model, not a curated record. The transcript has a single exon.